Molecule: messenger RNA, 2539 nt
Organism: Rhododendron vialii
Lineage: Eukaryota; Viridiplantae; Streptophyta; Magnoliopsida; Ericales; Ericaceae
Product: zinc finger CCCH domain-containing protein 34-like
Exons: 7
Coding region: 394-1815 (473 amino acids)
Molecular function (GO): mRNA binding; metal ion binding
Source: RefSeq, a predicted model, not a curated record
CCCCAAACAAAGCCCAAAAUCGAAGAGAGAGAGAGAGAGAGAAAAGCGCACACGCAAAUGUACUUUUAGAGAGAGAAAGUGACCUGAAGGAAACCAGAGACCAGAGUCUCACCACCAGCAGACACACAGUCAAGAGAGAGGAGAGAGAGAAAGAGAACCCUCAAAAAGUAAUCUAAACAGUGAACACCAUUCCCUCCUCUCUCUCUAAUUUAUUCCCUUUCUCUCUCUAGGAAAAAAACAAUCUUGACCCCAUUCGAUCGGACCCCUAUCCCCAUUACUUCCACCACUCCACCGUCCCAUAAACUUCACUGUACAUACUCGCACAUACACAUAUCUAUACACACACAUAUAUAGAGAGAGAGAUUGUGGGUGUAAGUAUAUAUAGUCCGUACAAUGGAGAGGUACGGCCGGAGACCGGCAAUGGAAGGGUCACAGCCCGAUCCAACGGCGGAAUGGGGCGGGACCGGGCUCGAAGAGCCUAUGUGGCAGCUGGGUUUGGGCGGCGGCGGGUCGGAGUCGUACCCGGAGCGACCCGACGAGCCAGACUGUAUAUAUUAUCUGAGGACCGGGUUUUGCGGGUACGGGUCGAGGUGUCGGUUCAAUCACCCCCGCGACCGGAGCUCGGUUGUUGGAGCUAUUAGACCUGGCGGUGGGGAGUUUCCAGAGCGUGUUGGUCAGCCUGUGUGUCAGUAUUAUAUGAGGACUGGAAUGUGUAAAUUUGGUGCAUCUUGCAAGUAUCACCAUCCAAGACAGGGAGUUGGAUCUGCUAUCCCUGUUGCACUGAAUAUUGCUGGAUACCCAUUUCGACCGGGUGAGAAAGAGUGUUCAUACUACUUGAAAACGGGGCAGUGCAAAUUUGGAGUAACCUGUAAAUUCCAUCAUCCACAACCAGCUGGCAUCCAAGUUCCGGCACCAACUGCUGGACCAUUGCCUGUUCCGCCACCUGUCCCUGCUCCAGCAUACCCCGCAAUACACUCUCCUUCUGCUCCGUCACCUCCACAAUAUGGAGUGGUGGCUGCAAAUUGGCCAGUUGCAAGGCCUGCUCUUUUUCCAGGUUCCUAUCUCCAAGGGCCAUAUAGUCCAAUGGUGCUUUCUCCGGGGAUGGUUCCCUUUUCUGGUUGGAAUCCUUACCAAACACCUGGAACUCCAGCAGCCUCUCCUAGUGCUCAGUCCACUGUGGGGACAACUCCUGUUUAUGGAUUAACGCAGUUAUCUCCUUCAGCACCUGCAUAUACGGGAGCUUAUUUACCCCUGCCUUCUUUUGCUGGUCCUUCAAGCAGUAGCCAGAAGGAGCACAUGUUUCCAGAAAGACCCGGCCAACCUGAAUGUCAAUAUUAUAUGAAAACUGGUGAAUGCAAAUUUGGAUCAUCAUGUAGAUACCAUCAUCCAGCAGAAUGGAGUCCUCCGAAAACGAUUUUUGCCCUUAGUCCAAUGGGCCUUCCCCUACGUCCGGGUGCACCACUUUGCACGCACUACGCUCAAAAUGGAGUAUGCAAAUUUGGUCCCUCGUGCAAAUUCGAUCAUCCUAUGGGAACACUGAGUUACAGUCCCUCUGCAUCUUCUCUUGCUGACAUGCCCGUUGCUCCUUACCCCGUGGGGUCUGCUAUGGGUACUCUGGCUCCAUCAUCCUCGUCAUCAGAGUUGAGGCCCGAACUCAUUUCGGGGUCUACCAAGGACACACUCUCAACCAGGAUGUCUUCUUCUAUGAGCACUUCUAGUGGAUCAGUUGGUUCAAUUUACUCAAAGAGUGGGCCCGCCUCUUACCCGAGUGUCGAGCAUUCUGGUGAGCCUUCAACCCCUUCAAAUUCAAGCUGAGAAGAAUCGCUAGCAAAUCUCUGUUUUUCCUCUCCAAAUUUCAUGAACCACACUAUUUUUUUGGACUUGGUCUCUAAUACGAGGCUUGUUUUGGUUCCACGAUUCAGAUCUAGCACACCGUAGUUCUGAUCAUCUAUUUAUUUAUAUAGACCUUAAUAUGGCCUCCUCCUCUUUGUCUUUGAAUAAAUGAGAGAUACCCAACUUCAAAAAUCCAGUAAAUCAUAUACCUAUCCUACACUUCUUCCAAAUAAUCGAGGAAAAAUAGGUAGACUUUUGUUGGUCAAACUUGCACCAUCUGUCUCCAAUUUUGGGGUUUGUUGUUGUGUUUAUUAAUUCGGCAGUCUUUUUCGGAACGGAAAAGAACAGGCCGACACCCCUUCUUCCAGAUCUACUGUUUGUUUGUCCAUCUUUUUUACCUCUCCAAUAUCUGCGAACAAGGAUUGGGAGGUGUUCUUGUUUCCCCCUUUCCGUCUGGGGCUUCAUAGUAGUGGAAGAGGCACUGCUUCAAAGACUCCAAGCAAGGCAUUGCAGGGCUUCCUUGUAUGGGGUAUAAGAUACAUACAUAUAUUGUAAGAACUUAAGUUCCUGAGGAUUUCAUUUAUUUCCUGAUACGAAAAGGGUACGAAGGAAAACCCGAGACUUUGUAUAAAUAAGAUCUGUCCUGUUUUAUCCAUUGUUUAUGAUACUGCUGACUACGAUAUUGCUUCUUGAGCUUUUACUUUCA